CAUGACCAUGACGCCUUUGUUAAAGUAAUAGCGCAUUAUGUGGACGCGAACAAGCCUGCUUACGGCAGGGUGUGUCGCGUUAGCAUUUUUGGCCCUGCUGCUUCCACUCGACGCGACAACAAUACCACCUGCUGCAAUAACCGAUACGCCAGACUAUGCCCAGUUGGUCGAGCGGUCCAGCAACCGGGCGUUCUUCACCCGCUUUCUCGGAAGCAGUGCAGCAAGCUCAUCACGCGGAGACUCUUCGUUAACUAGACUAAGGAGCUGGCCAGCGUUUUCACAAGCCAGCUUUGAGUGGAAUGUCUCUCUCAAGGCUUCUAGCUCCCUCGUGACCUCCAAGCUCUUCGUAGCGGGCGGCGUUGUGUGGGCCCUAUGGCUCGACCUGGACGGCAACUCCACGCGCGCCCGGGCGCACGGCCACGACACAGUGGGCGUGAUGCUGGCGGCCAGCUGGGCCUCGGGCUGGGCGGAGGACGAGGUGGUGGCGGUCAGCGUGCGAGUGGCGCUGCCGGCAGCCGACAAGAACCUGCCGGGCCGCAUGCAGGUCCCGCCCGACGUGGCCGCCACGCUGACCCGCAACGCCAGCGGCAUGUGGGCCGCCGACCUCAGCCGCGGCCUGCUGGAGCGGGGGCUGCUGGGCGGCGGCCCCGACUGGCUGCUGCUGCGCCUGCACCUGCUCAACGUGACGGUGCGCUGGCGGGAGGACGGCGGCCACCCAGAGGCGGCCUUCAGCAGGGCUGUGCGGGAGCAGGUGUCGGCGGCCCUGGGCGCGGACGGCUACGGCGUGCGGGAGGAGUUUGACGCGGCCGUGCGCACCGCAGUGGUGGUGACGGAGAGUGAGGAGGGCACAGCCACGGGCGCGGCCAGCACCUACACAUGGCGCGGAGCCACCUACACCGCCAACGCGGUGGGCGAGCUGCUGUGGUGGCUGGUGCACGCCAACCUGCAGUGCCAUGGACUGGAUGAGCGGGACGCGUACAUAAAGAUGGAGGCGGUGGUGGCGGCAUGCGACAUCCGCGUGGGACGUCUAAAGGCGCACCCAAAGGUGCAGGUGGUGGCGGCGCCCACGUCCGGCGCGGUGCGCUACCUGGAUGACCAGGGGGACGACCUGGUGCGCUACAGCCUGCCCUGCCGCCGGCCCGACACGGCCGGCAGUAGCAGCAGCAGUGGUAGUGCCGGCAGCAGCAGCAGCAGCACUGCAGGCGGCGGGGGGCAGCGGCGGUCGGGCCAGGAGCGGGCGGGGUAUGAGUAUGGUGCGGGCGGCGGCGAGGGCGAGGACGUGCAUGAUGGCGAAGAGGGCGAGGUGGCGGCGGCGUCAGGCCAGGGCGACGGCGCGGCGGCAGCGGGCGGGAACGAGCACGUCAGCAGCGGCUCGGCUGGUACCAGUGGCGCCGCAAGCACUGCGGCUUCAGACUGGGCGCAGUGGCAGCAGCUGUGGGCGGAGGCGGCGGCCGCGAGCGGGCGCGGCAAGCCCGGUGGGCCGCCUGGCGCCAGCCCUGCCGGCGGCGGCGUGGGCGACAGUGCCGUACUGGCGGAGGCGGUGGCGCUGCUGGGCGUGUUCUCGCCCUGGGUGCUGGCGCCGUGCCUGGCGCUGGUGGUGCUGCAGCAAGCGCGGCUGGCCUACACCUGGUGGGCGUCAGGCGGCGCCACGGCAGCGGUGCGGGCUGUGCUGCGCCGCGCUCUGACGUCGGGGUCCCCCGCUGCGGCCGCGUCCCCGGCGGAGGCAGCGGAGCCCGCUGGCCGUGCCGCCGCCGCCGGCGCGGCGUGGCCUGCCGCUGGGAAGCGGCACGGCGGGCACGCGCCACACCGCUCCGACCAUACGCACCAUGGCCAUAGCGGCGGCAAGCUGCAAUCGCAAAGCAGCGGCGGGUCGGAGCACAGCCACGCGCCGCCGACUCAAGCCGGCGGUAGGGGCGUGCAGGCGGCUGGCGGCGAUAGGCACGGCCGCGGCGCGGCCAGUAGCACUGGCGGCAGCGCCGGGGCCGGCGGUGGCAAGGGGCCGGGCUCGCCGCCGCCCGGGGCUGCCUCCAAGCGUGGCCUGGGCAGCUCCACCCCAGGACAGCUGACUAGAGGCGGGAGCAAGAGCGCUAGGGGCAUGGCUGCGGACCUGGCAUCUGACGGAGCGGCUGCGGCGGCUGCAACCCAGCCAGACGCGGCGGCGGCGGGGGCAGGGCCGGCGGCAGGGGUAGGGCAAGAAGGCGGGCAGGGCAGCAUUGGUGGCAGCGGCGGCGGCGGCUGGUGGUCGCGCCUGUGGCAGCCGCGCUCGCUGGCGCGACCAGCAGCGCCAACACAACAGGAGUCUGUUGUGACGGCGGGAGACAAAGGCGGGGCCAGAAACGGCGCCGGGGCGCCUCCUGCGGAGCAGGGCGAGGAGCAGGCGCCGCCAGCUACGGAGGGCUCGGCGAUCCGUGAUGGCAAGAAGCCUGCUCAGCCGCAAGGUGCAGAGCCGGUGAGACGCGGUACCAAAGUGAAGGCGAGCAGCUUAAGCACAGCGGUGCCGCAGCCGACACCUUUAAUUCCAGGCGCUGCUGACGCGUUGGCGGAGGCGGCAGCCGCAGCGCGGGGGCCGGUCGGUAAUGCGGCGGAAGCAGCCACGCCCUCGGUUGGGGGCAGUGCGGCGACGGUGCGGACCAGUGCGGCGGGGCCACUGCGGCCCCACACGCCGCCGCCGCAUGACUCGCAGCGGCAGGCGCCACCUGUUAGCGCUGAGCACGCGUCAACACCAGCCGCUCUUGAGGCAGUACCCAGCGUACCCAGCGUCGAUGGCAGGGCCGGCGAAGGUAGCGGCACCGACGCCGCUAGCCCGCCAGGUGCGCCCAGGCCUCGGUCGCAGCUGCAGCCGUUUGCGAGCGAUGCAGGAGCGGCGGCUGCCGCGCUCGCGGCCGCCGCCGCCGCUAGCACAGCCAGCGGCGCGGUCCUCACUCCGCGCAACAGCGGCCCUCUCACCAGCAUCAGCUCCGGCUCUGGUUACGGCUCAGGGCCACACGCGCCGCUCCUUAGCACCGGCGGCGCCAGCGGCGGCUUUGGUUCCGCGGCCACCGCCGCCGGCUCCCGUGGCCGUGUGUUCACGCAGCCGUGGAGCCUGGCGGUGCUGGCGGAGAUGGCGGGCGAGGCGGCGGUUGGCGGCGGGCCCGGCGGCGGCGGCCUGGGCGGCGGCGCCGGCGGCCUAGCGCUGCAGUACGCGUGCCUCAUGUGCCGCGACGGCCCGCGCGAGCACGGCUUCCUGCACGGGGGCAGUGUGCACGUGGGCGUGUGCGGCGAGUGCGCCGGGCGGCUGGUCAUGGCGACGGCGGCAGCAGGCGCGGCGGCGGCGGGCGCUGGGCAGGGUGAGGGCGGCGCUGGCGCUGUGGCGGGCGCGGCGCCGGGGUCAGGGGCAGGAUGCGGCGUGGUGUGCCCUGUGUGCAUGCAGCCCGCCGAUAGGCUGGUGGAGGUGAUCCUAUGAUACCGGUAAUGGAUUAAUUUGAUGGUUGCUUUGCCCUUGUCGGUGCUGGUUUGACCGGUUUGGCUGGCAGGGAGGCUGGUGCGGGCAGUGCUCAGUCAUUAGCGGUGGUCACUGGACUGAUUAGGGCGUGUAGGGGGUGCAUGUUGACAGGAUGCAGCUGGGAAUCAUGCGCGCGUGCAAGUAACCGACACCAAUGCAACGAAUGCCGCCAUGCCUGAAAUGGAGCAAAGGACAAGCGCGCGUGCAAGCGGCGUACAUACUAUUGUUUUGAUGAUUUCUCGCUCAUUGACGAUGCACUUUAAUGCGUUCACACCGCUGGGACCGCGUGUGAGAGCGUGCUGCCGCCAUCACAGACGGGGUGGCGGAGAACCCAUGGGGAGCAUGCUAAGAGGACAAGAUUUCAGCUCGUUGCUAUGCGCUGAACUUUGCUUGACGUUUGGUUGGCUGGACGGUCACGUGCGCAACAUAAGGGCAUUCAGUAGAAUUGGCUUGACGAUGUGUAUCGCAGCGCACCCAUCGAGCGCACCCUGCAGCGCACAGUUGCAGCCAGGGGUGCGGGGUGGCCAACUCGCCCCAUGUGAUCGGCAACGGCCGGCAACCGCCCCCAAUUCCUAGUUGCGACCAGGCCCCGGCCCGACUUCUUUGCAUAGACCUAUAAGGAGUACCCCAUAGAAGACCCUUGGCGCGUCGGGCGACUAUGAAACGGUGGCCGAAUACAUGCUUGUCGACGCAAAUUUGAGUCUCGGCUUGGAGGCAGGGAAAGCUGCGCGAUAGCGACCUAUGGCCUUGUUAUGUAUUGGAGGUCUGAAGAAUCUUUGUUUCAGGUCUCCGGGUGCCUCCUACAGGCAGAGAGGGGCUUCCAAGCGCACGGCGAGGUGCAAUGCUGAGCCUAAGUUCAAAAGCAGGACUGCGCAAUAGCAGCCGCCAGCACUACUUUGACCUUGACAUGUAACAAUCAGUUUGGGCG
Messenger RNA from Chlamydomonas reinhardtii, 4409 nucleotides. RefSeq lists its product as uncharacterized. The record is from RefSeq and is a predicted model, not a curated record. The coding region runs from base 38 to 3442 and encodes 1134 amino acids. The transcript has 9 exons. NCBI's taxonomy places the organism in Eukaryota, Viridiplantae, Chlorophyta, Chlorophyceae, Chlamydomonadales, Chlamydomonadaceae.